AUGCCAAGUCAAACAUUCAACGUCCCGACCCUUAGAGUUUUAACGUCUCUAAACAUAAAAAUUUCCUAUGGACUAUCAAUGCCCGUUGAGCUCCGAUAUUUUGGAGAAAAUCACCAGGAAUACCCCUCCACCAAGGAACUGUUGCCAUUGCCUUGCGUAAAGAACGAUAAAUGGCUUCGGACCUCUCUGCGACGACAUCAACUUACACCACCGUCGCUCGUAACCGCUCCUAUAUAUAAUGCUCUCCGUGCCCACUCAAUUCGCAAGAUAAAACUAAACUGUCAGCCCUCAGUAGUUGCGGAGUGCUUUUUCGGCGAUACUCAAGCUCCAAUAUUUUGCUUUCCACCAAAUAGGCCGUGGACGAACCAGAACAUCGCCCGUGAACAGCUCAUGGCACAUAAUAACCACCAUGAUUCCUCUGAGGAACCCCCGGUUUAUGGGUUAAUGACUCGAACUCUGGUGCAAUCACCGGUCAUUCGCCAGAUCAUCCCGGCUCGCAUCAGGAGUAAGGAUUUGAACGAUGUUGUAUUCAUUGGGGAAGCAUUUAUAGAAUUACACAUUCUCACGGAAGAUGGUAAACUCCGUCAGGUUGGAUCAAAGACAGAUUUUCAAGCCGACAUUCGGCAUGCCAGAGUUUUUGGCUCGCCGAGAAAACACUUUUAUUCGGCUCAAGAUGCAAUCUUUAGGCAAGGGCUAGCAAGCCAGUUACAAGACGAUACGGAUAUGCGAGGAGACGGGGAAGAUGCUAGUAAACAGAUGUUACCACCCCAUAUACUCGCUCUAACUCUAGAUUCGGGUCAUCUUGCUUUCAUCUACGCAAAAGAUUCUGAGGUACAGGGAGAAGUGGAUUUCGUGGUUUCAACAAAGAGAAUAGAUUCAAAAGGAGUCCACCCAGCAACUUUGGGAAAAUCCAUAGCUAUAGAUCCCCGAUCCAGGGCAUUGGCGGUAGCUGCUUACCAGGAUCAUUUCCGGAUGUAUGCGCUUCACUCCACAGAAGAAUUGGAGCAGCAAGUACGCAUGGGGAAAACUCUGAACCCAAUCAAAGAGGAAAAGAAUUUCGAAGUCAAAGGCUUGAUCCUACAUAUGGAAUUCCUUCACCCAUCUCCUGAUGACCAGGAUCACGUGAUUUUAUUAUUAUUUGUGAUCGAUACGAACCAAAAAUCACGCUUACACUUAUAUGAGUGGUGGACCUCAAAAUCGUUACGGACGGCAACUAAACAUGGAAACCAUGGAUUCCGUCUACCCAAUGAUAUAUCCAUGCCUUUACAUGUGAUACCACUCGUUAUCAGUUCCGCGUUUCUACUAGUCACAGAGUUUUCAACGCAUGUUGUGAAGGCCUCAGACAUCAUGUCAGGGAGCCCUUCAUUCGCAAAUAUUGCAUUUCCGCCUGCCCCUCCGAAUGGUCAGCGACGAGUUCUUGUAACUUCAUGGGCCCGACCUUUAAGGACUCCAAAUUAUGCAUAUAACCACGAUGAUAUGUAUCUUGCUAUGGAAGAUGGCGAUAUCUUUUUUUUGGAAGUAGAUACGCAGGGACCAAAUCUAAUACAGUUGGCCAACAAAGCAUGCCAUCUCGAUUGCUCGAUAGGGACGGCGUUCGCAUCGUUGGAUUUUGGGUUGACUAAAAAUGAUAUGCUUGUUGCAGGCGGGGAGAUGAGCAGUGGUGGAGUAUAUCUAUUAAAGAUAGGACCACAUCCUGUGGAGACUGAACCAAAGCUUGAAGAAUCCGUCGCCAAUUGGUCACCAGUUUUCGAUUUUGAUCUUGUGAAAAUACCUGCCCAAGGUCAUGCCAGUGGGAAGGCAGAAAGGGACCGUGUAUUCGCUUGCACAGGUCGCGGAGACCAUGGCGCAAUCACUGAACUGCGAUACGGGAUUCAAGCAAGAAUCCAAGGCUCGGCAGAAUAUCAUUCUGGCGUUAGGCGACUUUGGGUGCUUCCCGAUUCUUCUGGUGAAGGCUAUUUCCUGCUUUCUUCGUUGCCAGAUAAGUCAAAUUUGUGUUUCCUAACACCAUCUGGGGACUGGGAGGAGGCAAGCGAGUUUGGUCUUUUGGAGAUGGAUGAAACCACGCUGGCUGCAGGUGCUGUGGGAGCACUUUCUGUGCAAGUUACACCCAGUGCAAUCAUCAUUGCCCAAUUAAAGGAGGGGAAUCUCGCUCUUCGUAGAGAUGGUGAUCGAGAUGUUGAUCGAGAUGUUCCUAUGGCAGAUAUUGGGAUGGAUAUGGAAAGUCCUCUCAUCAUGAAGGAUGAGUGUAAUGUGGGAGAAAUCAUUGUAGCAGCGGCACUAAAGGACAAAUUUUUAGUAGUUGCAAUUCGAAAGGGUGUUGUAGUGGAGUUGAUACUAGCUACUAUACAAGUCGGUGAGAAUACCAGUGGGAAAUUUCUUAAUCCUGUUGGUUUACCUACCACCCUGUCUGAAGACCCAACCUUCAUAACUAUCUUAGAAAUAAAUCAACGCAUGCUGGUAGUUGUUGGAACGCAGAAAGCCACGAUUCAAAUGUUCCUUUUUGAUCUGUCGAACGGGUUAAUACCAUUGUUAGAUAAACCAAUGUAUGAGGGGAACACUGAAGGUCAACUGGCUUUGUUCACCUGCGAGUCUGUAGCACUCCUCACCGCUAAUAACUCCUCGACGUUACUGUGUGGGUUGAGAGGCGGCACUGUGCUUGCACUAAAUGUGGAAUGGGAAAGAGGCCUUACUCUCGAGAGAAUCGAGGAGAUAAAAUUCGGGCCAACCCCAGUUCAGCUCCAUCCUGAUGUGCGACGGCGUGACUCAGCCUUUGUUUUGGCAGGACCUGAGCUCUUUCGAUUUGAUUCUCCAAAUGGGAAAUUCAGAGCUUCCCAGGUUGUAUUUGAGGAGUCUGAUGUUGAACCAUCAUUAGUCGCCUUUGCGCAAAUCAACUCACUAGAUUCAGAAAAUAUCGUGAUUGGUAUGACCAAGGACCAAAUAUUUUAUGCUGACGUUGGGGAAAGUGAGAAGGUUUGUGUUCGUAGGCUUCGCCUAAAUGAGACACCGAGAAAGCUCUUGUUUUACAAGCCUCUUAAUGUCCUUAUUGUUGCCUGCUCGCGGACUGCAUCCGAUGAUCCCCGAGUUGAGAGCGAGAGACACAUUCCUGGAAGAAGAAGAUCGUUUUGUUCUCUGAGAUUCCUAGAUCCCAGAACUGGAGAGUCCAAGGCCGACCGAGAUAUCCGUGACAGUUCAAAAAAGGAGCUUAUAUUUGGAAAAGCGAAUGAGCAGAUCUACUGCCUUGCAGAAUGGAACAUUGAAAUCGAGAAUAAACCCUACCGUUACAUCGUAUUAGGAACAGAUUAUAUCAACGUCACAACCCAAGAUGUACACAAGGGCAGGGUUAUUGUGCUUUCUGUUAUCCUUGGACCUUCUGGAAACAUCGAGGUUCGACGACGAUUCCAGAUACAAUGCGAUGAACCCGUUUAUUCUUUAGCACCCUAUAGCACUAAUUCCCUGGUAUAUUGCUCAGGAGACAUGAUCUACAUGAAGACCUUUAAUACAUCAUCAAAGAAGUUUGAUGAUGUCGCCAAGGCGAAAGUUCGAUCGCCUGCUGUGCAAAUAUCGGUGACGGGACCGUUAAUUCACCUAUCUUGUAGCGCCGAUUCAAUGCUCAUUUUCAGAUUCGAAUAUGGAGAGUUCAAGGAGCUUGUCAGCGAUGAUACCGCUCGCAAUGGGUUUCAUCAUUUCCAGCUUUUCAAAAAUUUCUUCCUAGCUACUGAUAAGCAGUAUGGCAUUGCUGGACUAUGGCGACCCCCAAAUCCCCGUAAUGUGGAGAGUUUGGUGACAGUGGUAGAGGCGGAAUUAACCAGUUCCAUAUCCCGGAUAAGGAAGGGAAAUGUGAGGCCACCGUGGCAGCUCAAUAAACCACGUCCUGGUGUCGUUUUUCAGGACCAAGAUCUCAUUGCUGCUGGCGUGAAUGGCUCAAUUUUCCAACUCACACUCUUGGAGGAAGGCCCCUUACGACUAUUGAAAUAUAUCCAGGAUCUUUAUAGAUCCAAAGCUGGUAUGAGCCGGCGCAACCUAUCAGCAUUGGGAGACCAUGAUCCACAACUAGGUCAAGUGGAUGGAGAUAUCUUGGUGACAAUUUUGAAGCUUGGAAAUGAAUGGUUGAGAGAUUUGGUGGUAAAGUCGGACAGAGGUGAUCCUAAUAUGCCCAAAUUAAGGGAACUCGCUGGUAGAGUUUUGGAUGUGUUUGGGGAAACAGAAUUGAUCGAAGAAGUUAUGGGAUACAUGGAUACUUUGGUGAACAGUGUCGUCUUGUAG
This is a messenger RNA of Morchella sextelata, 4263 nucleotides long. RefSeq lists its product as uncharacterized. Gene Ontology annotation, biological process: mRNA splicing, via spliceosome. The record is from RefSeq and is a predicted model, not a curated record. The coding region runs from base 1 to 4263 and encodes 1420 amino acids. Gene Ontology annotation, molecular function: protein binding; U2 snRNA binding. The transcript has 25 exons. Gene Ontology annotation, cellular component: U2 snRNP; nucleus. Lineage: Eukaryota; Fungi; Ascomycota; Pezizomycetes; Pezizales; Morchellaceae.